AUGCCAAACGGAUUCCUUCCGAAUUCCACGUUGACUCUCAGCAUGAGUACGCCGCCCAACCCGAGAAAACGUCUUUUGCGUUGUGCCCUGCUGGAUUUCGCCAACGUCGUGGCACUGGAGGCUCCUCUACCACCGUCACCCGUGUCUCCGGGUUCGCCGGUCGAAAGUCCGGUCAACCUUACCAUUCCCGCUCCCCCUAUCCGUGUCGAUCUUCCUUUGACACCGGACUACUACCACGAUAUGUCUCUACAGAAUCCUAUCGGGUACAAUCCAAUUCCGGAUUCGUUCUCGAUCGCGGGUUCACCGCCGAAGAAACUAUGCACCACGAAAUUCACUUGCAAACUGUGUAGUCUGAACUUCAGUGAUCCAUUCUCAUUGGCAAGACACGUGUGCGCGGCAAUCAGACCCGUCGAAUACCGAUGCCCCGAAUGUGACAAGGUCUUCAACAACCCUGCCAACUUGGCUUCGCAUCGACGGUGGCACAAACCUUCGGCACAACAGCAGUUGAAUUGCCCUCACUGCAGCAUGGUCUUCCGGAGGAAUUCCUUACUUAAGAAGCACGUAGAUUCGGAACACACUCACUUGCAGCACCUCCGACACGAUCUGCGUGCCACCGCCGGGAGCCAGAGUUCGGGACGACUUCACAGCAAUCUCAUCCCGCAUAUAGCGGGUCUGACUCAUCAUCCAGAAUCCCCCUUCAUCCCCGUCCCCAGCCUACAUUAG
Galendromus occidentalis (western predatory mite) is the source of this 723-nucleotide messenger RNA. RefSeq names its product insulinoma-associated protein 1-like. Gene Ontology annotation, cellular component: nucleus; transcription repressor complex. Gene Ontology annotation, biological process: regulation of cell cycle process; negative regulation of transcription by RNA polymerase II; neuron differentiation. Gene Ontology annotation, molecular function: DNA-binding transcription repressor activity, RNA polymerase II-specific; RNA polymerase II cis-regulatory region sequence-specific DNA binding. Lineage: Eukaryota; Metazoa; Arthropoda; Arachnida; Mesostigmata; Phytoseiidae. Bases 1 to 723 code for a protein of 240 amino acids. The transcript has 2 exons. The record is from RefSeq and is a predicted model, not a curated record.